UAAAAAACUGCUUCUGUUAAUCUGGAAACAUGCUAACACUAACAUACGGGUUCUUUGGGAACCAACGUGACGACAGGAAUAAUUUAAACCGCUAAGAGUCGAAGACAAACCUUAUCAAAUUUGCUCUUGAGGUGUCAGCAACGUGUUUUAUAAUUAUAUUGGCAAACUGGCACAACUUAAAGUAUGCCGAAUUAGCUAUUAUCAAGUAUUGUUUGCAAAAUACCCGUUGGUUUAGAGACAACUAUCAUUAUGUUACUUAAAUAUUAAGGAAAAUCUUAAAAUAUGAGUAUUCUCAGGCGAGUUCUGAAGCGCCUUUUCCCCCAUGAUUUCUAAGAGGAUUUACGGACGUGAUUUCGAAAUAGGCAUCGGAGAUAAUGGUGUCCCCGGAAAGUGUAAGUCACACUGAAUCCAAAAAUAUUUGUUUUUUGUCUGUAUGCCCAGACUUUAUUGAGUUUAAACUCCUGAGAAAGAGGGAUACGAUUUUUGACCCAGACUCCCCUCACGCAUCGCGUCUCUUUCCCCUGCUUUCCUGGGGAGGCUAUUUUGGCUUCGUCCUGGAGGUUGCCCGUAUCUAUUAGUCCAUGUCUGUUACAACCGAUGUACUGUUUUAAUUUUCUGAAGGGUAAAAUGCCGUUGUGUUCAAUUAACCGAGGAGCACACUGAAUAUUUUAUUCCCCACCUCCUCUCCUUGUAAUAACAAUCCAAUCCGGAUGGUGGGGGUGUGGACAGUCAAAAACAACUACAGCAGCACAUUUUGUUUUACUGUUUUUCUACUGGAACAGGCAAAUGUGCGUGAGCCAAAAUGUCAAGGGCACCUCGAAGUGCUUCACUGACUUGACCUAGUUAAAGAGGUGGGUGCAGUGAAGAAAGCUCGGUGGAUUUAGACACUGCCCUCUGUUAUCCAGAGGAGCUGAUCAGUGGCCGCAGUGGACUCUGACCUACCCAGGAGCCAUGUGAUUUCCAUCAGCGUGAGUAUGUAACAUCAGCCAGAGGAGAUAUGUCACUAAACGCUAUGUAAGAUGACAGCAAGUCGUAUCCAACACCAUCUGGGACUCAAGACACUUUCUUAUCGAGCUCUGACUGGAAGCUGAGCGAUGAUAGCUACUGAUGUGUGGGAGGGAAGUCAGGGAUCGCAGACGUAUGACACACGGCCGAGGUGGAACCAUCUGUUUCUUCUUCCUCCUCAGAGUUUCUUCAGACUAAUCCAGCUGCAGUAUGGCUCUGCUCGUCCACAUGCUGGCCUGUGCCUUCGGCCUGGGCUCCUGGGUGGCGGUGAACGGCCUGUGGGUGGAACUGCCGCUCAUCGUCAACACCCUCCCUGAAGGCUGGGAGCUCCCCUCAUACCUGACUGUCAUCAUCCAGCUGGCCAACCUGGGACCCUUGCUGGUCACCCUCAUGCACAAACUGUGCCCGGGUCGUCUUAAAGAGCAGGUUGUCAUUUACUCCAUCCUCUCCAUCGGCAUCCUCUCCUGCAUCCUGCUCGCCUUCUUCUGGGACAGGACGAUGAUUGUAGCUGGAGCAUUGCACAGCACCGCCUUCUUCAUCAUCACCUUCUUCCUCUCUCUGGUGGACUGCACCUCCUCAGUUACCUUCCUGCCUUUCAUGAUGCAGCUUCCAGCAAAAUACAUCACCACAUAUUAUAUUGGAGAAGGGCUAAGUGGGUUCAUCCCCGGCGUAGCUGCUCUGGCUCAAGGUGUGGGCAUCGCCAAGUGCGUUAACUCCUCUCAGACUGGAGGAAACCACACAGGCGAGAACGUGUGGUCCUUACAUACAGAGUAUCUCCCUCCAAACUUCUCCACAGAGGUGUUUUUCUUCUUCCUGGCAGCCAUGAUGUGCCUAAGCCUGGCUGCUUUUGUUGCACUGAACAGGCUUCCUCGGACGUUCGAGCUGUCCACGGAAAACCUUGUGCCUGAUGCCGUGGCCUCUGUCAGCUCCGGCCUGGAUAACCCUGGAGCGGAGACCGAUGGAGAGGCUGUGAAAUGUCAGGGUCAGGGUGAGGGUGAAGCCCAGAGCAGGCCUCUGCUAUCUGCUUCAAAGCACUCAGUGUACCAGCUGAUGUUCAUCUACUUCCUGGUGGUGUGGGUUAACACCGCCACCAACGGCCUGCUGCCCUCUGUGCAGACGUACUCCUGCAUGCCCUACGGGAACCUGGCCUAUCACCUCUCUGCUGCUCUUGCAUCAGUGGCCAACCCAGUGGCCUGCACCAUCGCAAUGUUCUUCCAAAACAGGUCACUGGUGUUCCUUGGUGUCCUGACGGUGUUGGGGACAGGAUUUGGCAGCUACAACAUGGCCAUGGCAGCCAUGAGUCCGUGUCCUUUGUUUCAUGGGACUGCGGUGGGACAGGUGAUCAUUGUGCUGUCAUGGCUCUCCUUCACCGGAACGCUGUCCUACGUCAAAGUCAUGGUGGGUGUCAUCCUCAGAGACCGGAGCCACAGCGCCCUGGUUUGGUGCGGAGCAGCGACGCAGAUCGGCUCACUAGUCGGCUCCGUCACCAUGUUCCCACUGGUAAACGUCUACCGGCUGUUUAAGUCGGGAGACUUCUGCAACACUAAAUGUCCUUUAAGAUACUGACUGGUGGAGACAUAAACAAGCCACAUGGUUAUAAUAAUAGUAGCUAUAAAAGUAAUAAUGACAGUUAUAAUAGUUAUAAUAGUAAUGGCAACAGCUAUCAGCCAUUGAGCAGGAUCGUAGGAGCAGCAGGAGGCAUGUCAUCACAGAUCAGACUCCACAGAUUCGGCAGAAAUACCUGCAGAGAGCUACAGAGAGAAAAGAAUAUGUUUCUUUCAGUCACUCACUGCACUGAUAUAUCUCCAGCAAGUACCUCCCUACAGAACCAAAAUUUGUUGUUUUUACAUGUUGUUUUUUGUACAGAUUAAAAAAAAGAGAUAUGACAUGUUUAUAAGUGAGAUUUAGAGGUGCUGGUAAGUGGAUAUUUUUACCUUUGGAUAAAGCCAGUCUGGCUGUAGAUUAAUAUUUAAGUCAUGAGAGUGAUAUUAAUCUUAUCAUACUGUGCACAAUAAAGCAGAUGAGCACAUUUUCUCAAGAUAUAGAACUAUUACUUUGUUUUGUUCAUCUCCAUCCUUUGUUAUAGAGGUACUUUUUUUUCUUGCGAUUUUUAAGCCGUGUUUGCACUUAACUUGAUAAAUGUUUGUGUCAAAGUCAUUUAAUACUCUCUGACAGGAAAAGCUUAUUAAAAAUAAGUAAAUAUAAGAAUA
Messenger RNA from Lates calcarifer (barramundi perch), 3215 nucleotides. RefSeq names its product solute carrier family 52 member 3 (gene slc52a3-1). Gene Ontology annotation, biological process: riboflavin transport. The record is from RefSeq and is a predicted model, not a curated record. Gene Ontology annotation, cellular component: plasma membrane. The coding region runs from base 1216 to 2571 and encodes 451 amino acids. Gene Ontology annotation, molecular function: riboflavin transmembrane transporter activity. The transcript has 5 exons. Lineage: Eukaryota; Metazoa; Chordata; Actinopteri; Centropomidae.